Polyodon spathula (Mississippi paddlefish) is the source of this 2753-nucleotide messenger RNA. Its product is annotated as src-like-adapter. Bases 219 to 1064 code for a protein of 281 amino acids. Gene Ontology annotation, molecular function: protein binding. NCBI's taxonomy places the organism in Eukaryota, Metazoa, Chordata, Actinopteri, Acipenseriformes, Polyodontidae. The record is from RefSeq and is a predicted model, not a curated record. The transcript has 8 exons.
AGUUGAGUGCAUCAGCUUCACAACACUCAACCCGGAACACCAGCUUUCAUAAGCCAUGAAGCACCCAUCUUCCACAACACUGUCACUUUAUACUGGGAAUUCAACAUUAUAAAACAACCAGUGAACUCCCUGUGGAUUAUAACAACUCAGCAAGCAGCUGCAGAAUGGUGACAUUUUAAAGGCUGCUUGUUUUUGAUCCAAACACUCACUAAUAAGACAUGGGGAAUGUACUGAGACCAGCAUCACUUGAGACUGAGCAAGCAUGCCUAGAGUCAACAAAGAAAGAAGCAGACAACACCACUCUGGUUGUGCUUCGUGAUUAUCCACCGCCUGAUGUCAGCGAGCCUAUAUAUAGGGUUGGAGAGAAGCUACAAGUGCUUUCUGAAGAAGGGAGUUGGUGGAAAGUUAUUUCAGCUGUUACAGGAAAUGAAAACUACAUUCCGAGUAACCAUGUGGCAAAGGUCUACCAUAACUGGCUGUUUGAGGGAAUAGUAAGACCUAAAGCUGAGGAAUUGCUGCAACUUCCCAGCAACAGAGUCGGCUCUUUCAUGAUCAGAAACAGCCAGACUGACAGAGGUCAGUACUCCCUGUCAGUCAAGCACAGAGCAGUGAAGCACUAUAGAAUCAACCGCUUACCCAACAACUGGUACUACAUCUCUCCUCGUCUCACUUUCCAGUGCUUGGAAGACCUAGUCAGUCACUAUUCUGAAACUGCUGAUGGCCUCUGCUGUGUCCUCACAAGCCCCUGCCUCUCCCACAACAGCAACCUGAACCUGACCAAUCAGCCUCCACCUGUGCUGAUGUGUCGGAACCGCUUUACCUGGGACAAUGUGGACAGGUCAGAGUUGAUCAAGGAGGACGCAGUAGGUAACUGGGAGAAUGACGAUUCUCUCCUAAGCUUUGGCGUACGGAACAGCAUUGCCUCCUAUUUGUCCCUGUCUGGAGGUCAGGAAGAUAAGUCAAACAAAAGCAGCCGCAAAAAAAAGAGCAAAUCCAUGUACGGGUUCCCAAUGAGUGCGGAAAACAACAUGAUUCCUACUGAAGAGGGUUACUGUGAAGAGUAAGGUGAACAAGUAUGAAGACCUCAGAGAAUGCAUAUACACAUUGUAUUGACUCAGUCAUUCCUGAAAUGAAGGACUUCACAUUUACAGCAUAUCUAAUAUACAUUAAUGUUAUUCUGAGUGUGAUUUUGGAAAACUGCUUAGUAUGGCAACCUGUUUAAUGGUUUCUACUUCUUUACGGGAGAUUAAGAGACACUGUUAAAAAGAAGAAACAUCUUGCUGAACUGCCCCAUCCAAGCGCAUUGUGAUUUUUAAAUUCUCUUUUAUUGCUCACAUGAUGCUCAAUUAAUCACGUGCACCAGCUUGCAAUGCACAGAUAUGUUUUCCUGUGUGUAUGGAUCUUUGUUUGUUUGUUUCUAUGAAAAUUUGUGUCCCUUAAAACUUGUGAGUGACCUGUUAUAGAAACAUGCACAGGCCUUGGAUUGCCAAAACUUGUUGCUGUAAGCCAUGUACUGCACAAUUAAUUUACCAGGGGCUUGUACAGUGUGUAGUCUAUAGUGUUCUCUUAUCAGUUUUCAAACUAUAAUAGCUGUUAUUUGUCCUGUCAAAAAAAAAGAAAAAACUAAAAUGAUUGAGCAAUAGUGAUUUAGGAUGACUUUCACCCUUGUUUAAUUAACCAAAGUCUAAGACAAAUGUGUCAACAUUUCACAAAUAUUUUAAAUAGAUUAAUUAAUUCCAAAGUCUGAAGUAGUACUUAACUAAGAUGUACCUAUUCUAAAGUAUCAUUUUAAUAUCCUUCCACAUAUGUUUUUAUACACAAACACACACACACACACACACACACACACACACACACACACACACACACACACACAGAGUUACAUACACACUACAUAUUUACUUACACAAUCAAGUAAACAUGUAGUUGUCUCUUCUAUAAUGUAUAUUUGAGAAUGCUGAAAAGUAGAGCAAUUUAACUUGUUAAAUUAUUGGGCCUAUUAUUAUUAUUGCAACAGCACAAGAAAAAAAAAAAAGCAAAUUAGCAUUAAGUAAUAUCCAGCCUUUUAGAAUUUCUGUGAAUUGAAAAUCUUUAAACAGCCAUAGAUGUUUUGCAGUUAGAUGAAAGAUUUCAGUCAAAUUUCUGGUUUUUGAACGUUUUCCUAACGUACAGCAUCCUUUUGUAGAUGCAAAGAGUGCAUGUUUUUUUUUUUUUUUUUUUUACGGUAAGGACAUGUAUGUUUACAAUUUUAAUUAAGUCUUUGUGCACAAGAUGUCAACUCUUACCAGAUUGAUAAAUGCAGUUGCUACAGAUACAAUCCAACAGGGAAAUGUCCCAUAAUAUAAAUAUCUCCACAGUUCAAGCCAUAAAGCUGAAGUAAAGAGGAAUACGAAUUUUUUUCGUGUCUUUAACAAUCCAUUCUAGAGUCAGCUUUCUGUUCACGUAAACAAUGAACAUGUUGUGUGUGUGUUCAUCGUCAUGUAAAUCAAAAAUCUGCUUUUAAAUGUGCAUAUAUCUGUAUCGUUUCAAAUGUACCGCCUACGUGUAGAAUACCAUUUAUUGUGUUUGUUCUCAAGUUGUUAAGGUAAAUAAAUAUGGAUCAUGUCCAAUAAUACUGUAUUACAGGCAGUAAUGGUAAACAUUACACUGUACAUACAGUAUAUAAUGUAUUGAUGACCACAUGAAUGUUCUUAAUAUUGUGCAGCCACUGUUAAAUAAAUAACAGCUACUGUUAAAUAAAUUGUAUAAAACAA